AUGUCAGGUCCAGGAAGUGUCACCGUGUCCUGUCAAACAGAAAGAAGUGGACCGGGCAAAUCGAGGUACAGGAAACCGCGGAAGACGUCUGCUUCUGUCAUCGCCGACUUCCUGGAGAAAUGUGACCAGGAAGACAUUAAAAAGUUGUACCACGAUUUCGAUGAUUCGUCUGAUGACAAUGAGGAUAUCUAUGAAAACAUAAAACUUCAGAAGGGGAUUAUUGAAAGUGUGAGGUAUCAACCCUGGAGGAUGUCAAAAAAACUCACUCUCACCAGUUGUGCGAAGUCGUAUUUGGAGAAACAUGAAGGCCAACUCUCGAGAAGUAGGGGAUACCGAGAGAAAGGUGCACGGGUAUGGCGACGAUUGAGACGCCUUGUUACAGACACGGUAGCGUCUCUGACCCCCUGGGAGGUGAGAGUGAAAGCAAUCGAGAGUCAUUUUGGGACGGUGGUGGCGUCUUAUUUCCUGUUCCUGAGGUGGCUUAUCUGGAUCAACGUAUAUCUGAUGCUUAUACAAGUCUGCUUUGUCAUUGUUCCGGAGCUAAUCGGGGGUGAUAGCCAUGGAAGCAUUGGACGUAAAUCCAUUCCGGUGUCGGAGCUGGGAACAUCACAGGAAUUGGGAACAAUCUGGGACGCUGAGGGUAUUGUCAAGUAUUCGGUGAUGUUUUAUGGUUACUACGGCAGUGAGCGUGUGCUCGGUCAGGGAUACCGACUUCCUCUGGCUUACCUUGUGUCCGGCUUCGCCACCUUUGCCAUCAGUUUCUUCGUUGUCCUUAGAAAAAUGGCGUCAAAUUCCCGACUGAGUCGGCUAUCGAAUAAGGACGAGCAAUACACCUUCUCCUGGCGCUUGUUCUGUAGCUGGGACUUCUCUAUAGGCAACACUGAGACAGCCACCACCAAGACUGCAUCUGUAGUGACAACAUUCCGGGAAGCUAUACUAGAGGAGAAAGAAAAAGAAAAAGACAUGAACAAGUUCAGGUUGCUGAUGACGCGGGUCCUGGCUAACGUAUGUGUGCUGCUGAUGCUGGGGGCAAGUACGUAUGCCAUUCAGCUAUGUGUUGAGAGGUCCCGCCAAUUGGACAUCCGCAAACGGCGGGGUCAUGUCGUCACGGGAUUCUGGCAGGAAAACGAGCUAACACUGGUAAUGACCAUUAUUUCCACCAUCUUUCCCAACAUCUUCGACAUUUUUGCAGUCCUUGAGAAGUACCACCCCCGUAUUACUCUCCGUUGGCAGUUAGCCAGGAUCUUUGCACUGAACCUUUUGAAUCUGUAUACACUAUUCAUAGCGCUGUUCUGGAAGCAACAAGACAUGAAGAAAGAAUUGGAAGAGAAAAUGAUCAAUGGCACUCUUACUAACUGCGAACAAACCACGAGCAUCCUUCCGGUUAAUGUUACUAUACCGCCAGCGACAUUUGGCUACAAACCCUCGAUCUGUAACGGCACGGAGUCGGAGGAAAUGGCUGCGAACUUGUGUUGGGAAACCAUGAUAGGACAGGAAGUGGUGAAGCUGACGUUGAUGGACUUAGUGGUGGUACUGGCACAGAUUAUUGUACUCGACUACAUACGAGGUCUCUUUGUUCGUUACUGCAACCAAAUGUGCUGCUGGGACUUGGAAAAACAAUUUCCGGAAUACGCCGAUUUUAAGACUGCUGAAAACCUGCUCCAUCUCAUAAACAACCAAGGAAUCGUUUGGUUGGGAUUAUUUUUCGCGCCUGGGCUUGCUGUUCUCAAUCUUCUAAAGUUGUUCAUCCUAGUGUAUGUACGGAGUUGGUCCGUCAUGGUGUGUAACGUUCCGCAGGAGGCGAUUUUCCGCUCGUCACGCUCUAAUAAUUUCUACUACGCCCUAUUGUUGGUGAUGCUGUUUCUCACUAUGCUACCUCCUCUAUUUGCUAUCGUUGCUCUAAUUCCGUCACCGCACUGUGGACCAUUCAGCGGCCAACAACAGAUGCUGAGUACCCUGACCGACACGAUUGAACAGGACUUACCGAGCGUGGCGGGGACCAUUCUCGACUACUCUUCCUCUCCGAUAGUUAUCGUACCGGUCUUUAUGUUACUCGGAAUGCUCAUAUAUUACCUGACGAUUGUGAGUCAGUCUCUCCGGGACGCCAACAAGCAACUUCGCAUAGCGUUGGAAUAUGAGCGGACCGAGGGGAAGAGAAAGAUAUAUGCAAUGGCAGAUGCCAUUUCCAUGCUCGCUGCGACAAGAGUGGCAAAGAUAUUAUCUGCUGGUCCAACGUCUAAGGUCAGACCAUCGACAGCUGGGCCCGCUUCUAAAACGACCAAGGGAUGGAAGAUCGCAGCUGAUAAGGCUGGACCAAGUCAAACGAUUGAUCCUGGACCAAGUAAAAUUAGCUUACUGGAGACAAUAUCUGACACAAUGCGUGACUCCCAAACAGGAAAAAGACAAACAGCUCUAAAGAUGGCCAAAACAACACAGCCGAAAUCUUACUCUCAUGUAGCCAAAACAUCGGGGACGGAUAAUGAAAGACAUCAGACGCAGGUGGCCGUUGUGCGAGCUACACAGAACUUCAGGAAACUUACGAGUAAAAGCUCGUCAAUCACUGAAGGUUCUUCAGACGGACGACAUUAUACCGAUGAUAGUCGAAGGAGAAUCGGAGACCGGAAUCAUUGGAACAUCGCAGGACAAUGUAGUGACGGUAAGGAAAAUAGCACAUCUGUAGCUUCUGAAUCCAUGCACAAAGAUAUAGAUGAGGUACCAGAAGAUAUGGAAGGUUGUUAA
Ylistrum balloti is the source of this 2739-nucleotide messenger RNA. Its product is annotated as transmembrane channel-like protein 3. The record is from RefSeq and is a predicted model, not a curated record. The transcript has 22 exons. Gene Ontology annotation, molecular function: mechanosensitive monoatomic ion channel activity. Gene Ontology annotation, cellular component: plasma membrane. Bases 1 to 2739 code for a protein of 912 amino acids. NCBI's taxonomy places the organism in Eukaryota, Metazoa, Mollusca, Bivalvia, Pectinida, Pectinidae.